This is a messenger RNA of Grosmannia clavigera kw1407, 2028 nucleotides long. Its product is annotated as and nb-arc domain containing protein. Gene Ontology annotation, cellular component: mitochondrion. Gene Ontology annotation, molecular function: riboflavin kinase activity. The transcript has a single exon. The record is from RefSeq and is a predicted model, not a curated record. Lineage: Eukaryota; Fungi; Ascomycota; Sordariomycetes; Ophiostomatales; Ophiostomataceae. Gene Ontology annotation, biological process: riboflavin biosynthetic process; FMN biosynthetic process. The coding region runs from base 1 to 2028 and encodes 675 amino acids.
AUGGAUUACCAAUGGCCGCAGCAGGGCGGGCAAGCGAUACAGCGCAAGGCGAUAUCGAGGCGACCAGUGGCUCAACGGAGCGCAGAUGUGCCGGAGAAGUCGCUGUUGCGGACGCCGGAUGCGACGAGCGAUGCAGGGCCGCGCGUGGACGACAGUGAGCUGGCGGGCCCGAAGCCGUCGCAGUUUCUGACGCAGAGGCGACAGCAGACGACAACGAUGACGAUGGGUUCGUCUGCCUCCAGCACACCCACAUGGGCGACGACAGCGUCGACGAUUUCGACAGAUUCGACGGCAGCCUCGAGUGUGAUGACAUCGGGGUCAUUAUCAGCGCCUGUCCUGGCGGAGCGACCACGAACGGCAACAUAUGUGGGACAGUACGGGCCAGGGUUUGGGCAGACGGCAGCGAGCAGCCACAGUGGCCAUGUAUCGGACGACGAGACAGGCAAGGGCAAGGGCAAAGACAAGGACAAGGGACCAUCGUUCUGGAAGACGGCACUGGACGAGACACGGUUCUUUGCAGGUGGGCUGGUGCAGAAGCCGUUUGAGUCGACGAAGCACUACACGAUCAUGCGGCACUCGUCGUGGCUGAUCCUGUACCGGGGGCCGGCGACAAGCGUAGCUGUGACAGUGUUCUCGACGGCAAAGCACGCGCUGCCGGCAGACCGGACGGUGUGGCUGCAGCAGCGAGGUUUCUCGGGGGACGCCGGGCUGCGGCUCAAGACGCUGGUGGGAGCGAGUGGCAGCUGGCUGGACGUGACGCCCGAGCGGGAGGCGACGGCGAGCGAAUUGCCGGCAGUGGACGAGCGAGGAUACGAGCGAGAUAUCAGCCGGCUGCUGAAGCGGGCAGAGAAGCACGGCGAGAAGGCUCUAGCAAAACGGCAAGUGCGUGAGACACUGGUGGUGCGGAUUCCAGCGGCAGCACAGGAUGGCUACUUCCGGCUGGUGGUGUGUUCAGGGGGCCCUACGACAGCAGUUGGUGGUGCGGUGACGAAGCGCAAGGUUCUGUGCGGAUGUCCGGUGUUUCGAGUCGCGAGCACGUCGACGGAUGCGAGCAUCUUCCGGGGGGCCAGCCUGCGGACGCUGCCGCUGGAGGCAGGGGUCAAGCUGGUGUCGGUGAUUGGCAGCAAUGCGGUGGCGGCGUGGACGGAGCCGGUGGUGACGGUGGUGCAAGACAAGGUGCAAAAGUACCAACCGGGCACGGCGAGCACGCUGGCGGCCACGGAAGCAUACGACCAGAGCGGGAUGCAGCAGCGGUUGGAGCGGGCGGGCGAAAUGUACAGCGAGUCACGUGAGACAGCAUACAGCGUAUGGGGUGCUGACAAAGCCAAAGAGGGUGAAAAAGGAGACGAGGACGAGAUGCCGGACAUGGUCGGGGCCGAUGCAGGACCAGAGAAACCGUUUCCACAAUCGAUACAGGGUCGUGUGGUGCGCGGGACCGGACGCAGCAGUGGCGAGCUGGGCGUGCCGACGGCGAACCUGGACGGUGUGAGCGACGAUGUGCGACUGCGCAUGCGCGGGCUCUACUUUGGCUGGGCGACGGUGCGGCUGGGCGACAAGGCGGGCGACGAGGACCAGCGGGUGUCACACGACUGGAUCGAGGCGCUGGUAGUCGUGGGCCCGUCACCAUGGGCACCAGCCGCAGCGGUGGUACCGCGCAGCGAGGUGGCCGUGCAUGUGCUGUAUGAUUUUGGGGGAGCGAGCCUGCUGGGGCGGCGGCUAGACGUGGUGGUGAUGGGGUUUCUGAGGGGCCUGAGCAGUGGUGAUGGUGGUGCUGCUGCUGCACUGGGCCAUGAUGCCCGGGUGGCCGUUACGAGCCUGAGCCGGCCGCGGUGGGGACAGCAGGCAGCGUUGGCACAGAUGCAGUCAGAAAAGGCACGCGGUCUGACGGAUCGGAUGGCCGAGUCGCGUGGCCGAUUCCAGAAGCAGGUCGACCGGAUCCCAGCACACUGGGUGGGCGUGCGGACAGCCGGGGGCGAGAUGCGCGACCAGCUGUACGGGAACGGAGGAUUCUUUGUGAAGAGAGGCUGA